CUACAGCCACGACGCGCGGAGGCAAGAAUGACACCGGCGCUCCCCGACACCAAGACAGCCUGAUCGUGAGGACCCAUCUGCUUCAUACACAUUCAGAAAUAACGCAACGAUGGCGCUUGUCAUUGCACCUUCACGGACACGACUUAUCGCGGCUGUUUUAUCGUUCGGUGCGCUGUGGGGAUGCGCGCUCUCCAUAACUCGGUACUCUAUUCCGGAAGAGAUGGAAGAGGGCUCCUUUGUUGCCAAUCUGGCCACCGAUUUAGGUCUGGAUGUUCGCAGUUUGGUGCAGCGCAGUGCAAAGCUCGAUGUCAUCCACAGCAAGAAUUACCUCGACAUCAACAAAGAGACGGGGGAGCUCCUCAUCCGCGAGAAGAUCGACCGGGAGAGCAUAUGCAUGACUAAAACGACCUCGUGCUUUCUGAAAAUGGAUGUCAUACUCGAGAACCCCAUUCGCAUUUUUAACAUCGAGCUAGAAAUCAUGGACAUCAACGACAACGCGCCCGUGUUCCGCAGGAGGACAAUGCACUUGGACGUGUCGGAGGCAACCCCUCCCGGUGAGAGGUUUUCAUUGACAAACGCCGUGGAUGCAGAUGUGGGGGCGAAUUCAAUCAAGACGUACUAUCUCAGCGAGAGCAAGUACUUCAACAUCGAUAUACAGACUGGCAGCGACGGCUCCAAGUAUGUCGAUUUGGUGCUGAACGGUAAUUUGGACCGAGAGGAGCAUGCGGUUCAUAAUUUGAUUUUAACCGCUGUGGAUGGAGGGGUGCCUCCCCGCUCAGGCACAGCCAGCAUCGUUAUUAACGUCCUGGAUAUCAACGACAACGCCCCCCUGUUCAGCCAGCCGGUGUUUGCAGUCAACGUGUCAGAGAACUCGGCUGCAGGGACAGUGGUCAUGACCUUAAACGCAACAGACUUGGAUGAAGGCACGAACGCACAGUUAGUAUAUUCAUACACUCUGUACACCUCAGAGAAGACCCAGGAGCUCUUCUCACUUGAUCCCAACUCAGGUGAGAUCAAGGUGAAGGGGGUGAUCGACUAUGAGGAGAGUCAGAGCUUUGAGAUGCACAUACAGGCACAGGACAGGGGGGCGAGCCCGCGGUCUGGUCACUGUAAGGUCAUGGUGUUCGUCACAGACCUGAACGAUAACUACCCAGAGGUGACCAUAAAGUCUGUGAAGAGUUCGCUGACUGAGGAUGUGUCUGUAGGGACGCUGAUUGCCGUGGUCAGUGUCAGCGACAGGGACUCUGGGGUCAACGGGGAGGUUGCGCUCACUUUGAACCAGCAGCAGUCUUUGCCGUUCCGCCUCAACAGAUCCUCAGAGGGUUACUUCGAGCUGCUGGUGUCAAAGCCGCUGGACAGAGAGGUAACAAGCAAAUAUGACAUCACCCUGAGGGUGACAGACAAGGGCUCGCCGCCCUUAUCUGAAAAUGAAACCAUCACUUUAGACAUUCUAGAUGUCAACGAUAAUGCACCCACGUUCCCUCAGUCCUUCUACACCAUCCAUGUGGUGGAGAAUAAUCCACCGGGGGCGUUGUUGACAUCUCUUAGCGCGUUUGACCCAGAUCUCAAUGAGAACCAGUACUUGGUUUAUUUCAUAAUGGAGAAGGAGAUUGUGAACACGUCUAUGUCAAUGCUGUUCUCCAUCAACCCAGAGAAUGGCGAUCUUUAUGCCCUGAAGACCUUUGACUAUGAGAGAGAGAGGGACUUCCUCUUCCACAUCGAGGCUCGAGACUCUGGUGUUCCCCCGCUGAGCAGCAAUGUGACAGUUCACAUCAUCAUUCUGGACCAAAAUGACAACACUCCUCUCAUAGUGUCACCGUGGCGGGCUCAGGGCUCCGUCGUAGAGGAGGUGAUACCGAGGUCCACAGAUAAGGGGCACCUGGUGGCCAAAGUGAUCGCUAUUGAUGCCGAUUCUGAGCAGAACUCCAGGGUCACCUAUCAGCUCCUGCAGAUCAGCGACACAACCCUCUUCAGCCUGGAUCAGUACAACGGCGAGAUCCGGACGACAAGGAUGUUCAGCUACAGAGACCCGAGGCAACAGCGCCUGGUGAUUGUUGCCAAAGACAACGGUGAGCCUGCUCUCUCUGCUACUGUCACCAUCAAGAUCUCAACAGUGGAACACGUCAUGUCCUUUUCAGAGACCACAGAGCUGCCAAUAGAGUACGACGUCUUCACAGACCUGAACCUGUACUUGGUGGUUGGUCUGGGGGCCGUGUCAUUUCUGCUGCUGAUAACCAUCCUGGUUAUUAUAGUGCUGAAGUGUCAAAAACCAAAGCCAAAGGCCAUCAAGAUCCCCCCAGUGAACAGAAACAGCGUGAUCAGCAGGAACAGCGUGAUCAGCCAGAGAAGCUCCACCAUCGCAGACUCCACCCUCAUCUCCAGCGACGCCUACUGGUACAGCUUGUUCCUCGCAGAGACCAGGAAAGGCAAAGUGGUCGUGAGACAGCCGAUAAUUCCCAAAGGAGCUGGGUAUUUUGUGUCCAGUAUACCCAGGAGCAUAGGGCCGAGUGAGACCACGGACUCCAGAGCAUCCACACUGGAGGAGCCCAGAAGAGAACUGCCAUGAUAUAAUCAUCUCUUCAUGGGAGUCUCUGGCUGAAAGCGUUCUGUGUGACUCACAAAGAAGAUGUAAAACAACUGUCCUCCCUCAGUCCCUCUGCUCCAGCUGUUCCUACUCUCUCGCUCCUCCAGCCCCCCAUGCAAACAUCGACCACCGAUCACCUCAGCUUUCUACCGUCUUUUCUCUUUUAAGCAUGAAUCUGCAUGAUUCUACAACAUGUUCAAAAUAUUUGGACACUGAAUUGAAAUCAGUUAUGGCAGGACAUUUCUAGAGCUGCCUCAUGUAGUAAAUCAUUCCCUCCUUCACGCUUUGAAACUCCUCAGUGGACAAAUUUGCCUUCUCUCCAGGGUUUACGCUGUGUGCUGUAGUUCUAGAAACCAUAAGUAGCUUACCAAGUACGCAAGUCGCCAUCAUGCUACAUUUUUUUAAGAAAAGUUCAGAAAACAGAGACUUGCAAACACACAUACGAAUCAGGGUGACGAUGAUUCUUCCAUAAAUCUGAUUAAUACUGAAGUGUAGCUGGUAAUGUCAGUGAUUCAGGCUCUGCACUCGUUUUUCUUUUCUGAGUCUCAAUUUCUCCUGUAUUAUGAGUCUCGCUGUCAGCGAGGCUCGUACUGUCAGCUAGAAACUUGCGGGUGAAAUAACCAAUGAUCUGAUUUUAGAGUUCUCCGUUUUUUUUGGGUUUUUUUUACGGUGUUUGUUGUAGUCAACAGUGAUGAAUGUGUGAAUAUGACGAAAAAAGAAUGAAAGACAAGAAAACUGGAACAAACAUAGGCACACUGUUUUUAUUUUGGUUUGAUUGUAGAUGCUGUAGUUCUAUAGAAAUAAUAAUAAGGUCAGAGAAGCAAAAAGACUUUUGACACUAACAUCAGGUGUGCGUUUCGUACCUUAUACACAUCUGUGCUGUUGUGAAACAUCUGACUGGGCAUACAGUUAUCUUGCUGUAUCAGGGAAUACGGAAACUUCUGAACCGUGAUCGGGAUGUUCAGGAUCUAGUAUACGGUGUUCACCCUGUCUCCUCGUGCUGGGGUGAGAGAGCGAGGGUGUGCGGAGGAGGUGUGGCCUCAGAUUACAUUUUUACUCAGCGGUACUCUGACAUCACAAACUGGGGCGGGGCCAGAGUGGGCGGCAUGUAAAAUGUCCAAUGAAGACCAAUGAACCGUACUUUUCAAAACAGGGUCAAAUAUCAAUUCAGCUUUCUUCAUAAUAAGAUAUUCUCAUACUUAUAAGCUAUUAUCUUCCCAAUCUUAUUCUCACUGACUUUUCCCAGCCUGAUGAAGCUGUCAAUUCAAAUAUGAUCUUAUUCAUUCAUUGCACACAGUGCAAAUCGCUAAUCAUUAAUCAGUUAAAAAAUACAAUUACAGUGGAAAAUUAAAAAAAAUAUUUUGUAAUGAUUUAUCAAAAAGAGUAAGACUAUUAAAAAUGUAUUCAUCUUUGCCACGGUACAAGGGAAUAUAAGGUCCAGGCAAGGUGUUGUUUUAUGAAUAUUCAUGUUUUUAUAGAUAUUUUCCGUAUUAACUUUUAAUGCUGCUUUUGUGAGCUUCUUCAAGGGCAUUUUGUGUUGCAUAUUUGUAGCUUAGUGCAUAUGAUGUUGUUUUGAUAGUGUAAAUAAGUUAAAAUGGUAAUCAGAGUACUUUUCUUGACCUCAAGGGUAGCGCUGUUGCACUACUGUGAAGCCCAGGACUUUAAUUUCUCAGAAACAAGGAGCUUAUUAUGGCCGCUCAUUAAGGUGCUAAAUGAUCAGAUCUAAUUGGGUGAGGUGAGGAGUGGGACUGGAUGGUAGUUGCAGUAUUCUAGUGCUGACUCUGCAGGGGAAAAAAAAAAAAACACUGCUGAACGCAUAGUGCAUAAGAAGUAUUAAGCGGACGACAGCACUUUGAAAUAUGCACCGAAUCUAAAUGUGAUCGCAGCACUCACUCAGUAAUGCAGUGACUGUAUUUCUAGAUGUAUCGAGCUCCAUGCUCUGAGUCAGUGAAAUCAAACCUCUCCUUCCCUCUCUCGCUGCUGCCUGGUGUCGGUGUUCCACCAGGCUGCCCAGACAUAAACACAGCUGGCCGUCUGUUCUGUCAGACUAAAGACAUCACUUAAUGAGGGAUCUCUUGCUGUGGAGUACAUGUUAUGUGUGCAAUCAAUGCCUGAACCAGCUGAUUCCAACAGUGUUUAAAAGAAUUCCUAAAUUGCACAUAUAAUGAGCUCCUGUGUGCCUUCUGCGUAGUAAAAGAUGUACAUGACUGUUGAUGAAUGAAAUAAUGUCAUACAGUAUUACAAAUUCCAGUCACCCCAGCGAUAAGAUACCUUGAAUUGCUAUUGUUGGAUAGAGGCUCGGCCUUUUGGUUUCAGAGCAGGCGUUCUACAAAGAACCGGUAGAUGCAUUUACUGUACAUUGAACUGCUUUAUACUUUGUGUUUUUUAUACAGUAGACUUUUUGAUAUCUUCUGUAUUCACUGUGAUCGAAUGGCACAGGAGGUGUUUGUGCUUCGCAUAGUAAAAGUGUGUUUAUUUCUCAUUUGUGUACACAGCUCAGUUUCUCCUCUGCUAAUUAGCCAGUCAGAUUGUACAGUAUGCUUCGAGAGUUGCAUCAAACCUAAUCCAGUUCCGUCCCACUCAGUGGAUCAAAGACAGUAUGGGAGAGAAUGCUCUUGCUUUAUUUUCAAGUCUAGUUAAUUGUCAGAUUUUGAUGUUGCUUAUUUGGCUUAAAUGUUCUGC
Molecule: messenger RNA, 5266 nt
Organism: Chelmon rostratus (copperband butterflyfish)
Lineage: Eukaryota; Metazoa; Chordata; Actinopteri; Chaetodontiformes; Chaetodontidae
Product: protocadherin alpha-C2-like
Exons: 2
Coding region: 110-2566 (818 amino acids)
Biological process (GO): homophilic cell-cell adhesion
Cellular component (GO): plasma membrane
Molecular function (GO): calcium ion binding
Source: RefSeq, a predicted model, not a curated record